This is a messenger RNA of Peromyscus maniculatus bairdii (prairie deer mouse), 1495 nucleotides long. It is a transcript of the gene Auh, whose product is annotated as AU RNA binding methylglutaconyl-CoA hydratase. Gene Ontology annotation, molecular function: enoyl-CoA hydratase activity. Gene Ontology annotation, biological process: fatty acid beta-oxidation. The record is from RefSeq and is a predicted model, not a curated record. Lineage: Eukaryota; Metazoa; Chordata; Mammalia; Rodentia; Cricetidae. Gene Ontology annotation, cellular component: mitochondrion.
GGAGCCUGGCCGCGGGCGCCCCCUGUAAACAGACAACAUGGCGGCGGCGGCUCCCGGCGCUCUGGGCGCCUUGAGAGCCAGUCGCGUCCGCCUGGUGGCCGCGUGCUGUGCGCGGCUGGGCCCUGCAGCCUGGGCCGGGGGUCCCGCCCCGAGGAGGGGCUACAGCUCUGAGGUGAAGACGGAGGACGAGCUGCGCGUGCGGCACCUGGAGGAGGAGAACCGAGGAAUUGUGGUGCUUGGAAUAAACAGAGCUUAUGGGAAAAAUUCACUCAGUAAAAACCUUCUCAAAAUGUUAUCAAAAGCUGUGGAUGCAUUAAAAUCAGAUAAGAAAGUUCGGACCGUUAUAAUCAGGAGUGAAGUCCCCGGGAUAUUCUGUGCUGGUGCUGACCUUAAGGAAAGAGCUAAAAUGCACUCCAGUGAAGUUGGUCCCUUCGUCUCCAAGAUACGAGCAGUAAUCAAUGACAUUGCUAACCUCCCCGUGCCCACGAUCGCAGCCAUAGAUGGACUGGCCCUAGGAGGUGGUCUGGAACUGGCUUUAGCGUGUGAUAUUCGAGUAGCAGCUUCCUCUGCAAAAAUGGGCCUGGUGGAAACAAAGCUGGCAAUUAUUCCCGGUGGAGGAGGGACACAGAGAUUGCCACGCGCCAUCGGGAUGUCCCUGGCCAAGGAACUCAUCUUCUCUGCACGAGUUCUUGAUGGUCAAGAAGCCAAAGCUGUGGGCUUGAUCAGCCACGUGCUGGAGCAGAACCAGGAAGGGGACGCUGCCUACAGGAAGGCACUGGACCUGGCGAGAGAGUUCCUACCUCAGGGGCCUGUUGCAAUGAGAGUGGCCAAACUAGCAAUUAAUCAAGGGAUGGAGGUCGACUUAGUAACAGGGUUAGCCAUAGAAGAAGCCUGCUAUGCUCAGACCAUCUCAACGAAAGACAGACUGGAAGGUCUUCUUGCUUUCAAGGAGAAAAGGCCCCCUCGCUAUAAAGGAGAAUAGGAGGAAAAGCCGUGACGCCCUGUAGUGCUGGAAAAGCCCGAGACGCCCUGUAGUGCUGGAAGCUCUUUCAGAUGGGCUCCGUGCCUGGCACGGGGAAUCUCAGUGACCAAAGUGGAGAGUGGGUUCUCACUACGCCUGGAGCUGGCCCUGCUCAAGCCACUGUGCGCCAUGUCGUAUUUAUUCAGAUUUAUACAGCUAGCAGUGUCUGUGAUCAAAACACAUUAAAAUUAGGUGUAUGUUUUUAAUAUUUCCCAUAUAUCAGGCUUUCGGUUGUUAAUUUUUUAAUGUGAAUAAUUUAUAUUGCACACUCUAGGGAAUAAUUGAUUGUACGUCUACUGUGCUGCAUUAAGAAAAUAAAACUAUUUCUGUAUACCAAAAAUGUGAAGUUAUACCAAAUACAGUUGCUGAGUAACUAUGUACAUACUAACAGACACAUGUCCUUUGCCACCUGAGGACCUGGGAUGGGCAUUCUGAGUGGAACUCCCCAAUGUCAAUAAAGUCAAUGGAAGAUGA